Messenger RNA from Balaenoptera ricei (Rice's whale), 8113 nucleotides. RefSeq names its product filamin B (gene FLNB). The record is from RefSeq and is a predicted model, not a curated record. The transcript has 47 exons. The coding region runs from base 182 to 8083 and encodes 2633 amino acids. NCBI's taxonomy places the organism in Eukaryota, Metazoa, Chordata, Mammalia, Artiodactyla, Balaenopteridae. Gene Ontology annotation, biological process: actin cytoskeleton organization. Gene Ontology annotation, molecular function: actin filament binding.
ACGCCUCGCGCGGCCACGGGCAGGCGAGCGCAGAGCAGCCCCGGCCGCGGCUUCGGAAGCAGCGAGUUCGAGCCCCGCUCCCGCUCCCGCUCCCCUUCGGUUUUUCGCUUCCCCGGCCCUUGGGCCUCCCUACGCCCGUCCCCGGUAGCUCGCUGUGCAUAUUGCUCUCUCCGCCGCCAGUAUGCCGGUGACCGAGAAGGACCUGGCGGAGGACGCGCCGUGGAAGAAGAUCCAGCAGAACACGUUCACGCGUUGGUGCAACGAGCACCUCAAGUGCGUGAACAAACGCAUAGGGAACCUGCAGACCGACCUGAGCGACGGGCUGCGGCUCAUCGCGCUGCUGGAGGUGCUCAGCCAAAAGCACAUGUACCGCAAGUACCACCAGCGGCCCACCUUCCGCCAGAUGCAGCUCGAGAACGUGUCCGUGGCGCUCGAGUUCCUGGACCGUGAGAACAUCAAGCUCGUGUCCAUCGACAGCAAAGCCAUCGUGGAUGGGAACCUGAAGCUCAUCUUGGGCCUGGUGUGGACGCUGAUCCUCCACUACUCCAUCUCCAUGCCUGUGUGGGAGGAUGAAGGGGACGACGACGCCAAGAAGCAGACGCCAAAGCAGAGGCUGCUGGGGUGGAUUCAGAACAAGAUCCCCUACUUGCCCAUCACCAACUUUAACCAGAACUGGCAAGAUGGCAAAGCCCUUGGAGCCCUGGUAGACAGCUGUGCUCCAGGUCUGUGCCCAGACUGGGAAUCCUGGGAUCCACGAAAGCCUGUGGAUAAUGCACGAGAAGCCAUGCAGCAGGCAGAUGACUGGCUGGGUGUCCCACAGGUCAUCACUCCUGAAGAAAUUAUUCACCCGGAUGUGGAUGAGCACUCGGUGAUGACUUACCUGUCCCAGUUCCCCAAAGCCAAGCUCAAGCCAGGGGCUCCUCUUAAACCGAAACUCAACCCCAAGAAAGCCAGGGCCUAUGGCAGAGGAAUCGAGCCCACUGGAAACAUGGUGAAGCAGCCGGCCAAGUUCACUGUGGACACCAUCAGCGCCGGGCAAGGAGAUGUGAUGGUGUUUGUCGAGGACCCAGAAGGGAACAAAGAGGAGGCACAAGUGACCCCUGACAGCGAUAAGAACAAGACAUACUCUGUGGAGUAUCUGCCCAAGGUCACCGGACUGCACAAAGUCACAGUCCUCUUUGCAGGACAGCACAUCUCCAAGAGCCCAUUCGAAGUAAAUGUCGACAAGGCCCAGGGAGACGCCAGUAAAGUCACUGCGAAAGGUCCAGGCUUGGAAGCUGCUGGGAACAUCGCCAAUAAGCCCACCUACUUUGACAUCUACACAGCAGGUGCUGGCGUGGGUGACAUUGGUGUGGAGGUGGAAGAUCCCCAGGGGAAGAACGCCGUGGAGUUGCUCGUGGAAGACAGAGGAAACCAGGUGUAUCGAUGUGUGUACAAACCAGUGCAGCCUGGCCCCCAUGUGGUCAAGGUCUCCUUUGCUGGGGACACCAUUCCCAAGAGUCCCUUCGUUGUACAGGUCGGGGAAGCCUGUAAUCCAAAUGCCUGCCGGGCCAACGGCCGAGGCCUACAGCCAAAAGGCAUCCGCAUCCGAGAAACUGCAGACUUCAAGGUUGACACCAAAGCUGCUGGAAGUGGAGAGCUCGGCAUAACCGUAAAGGGUCCUAAGGGUCUGGAGGAGCUGGUGAAGCAGAAAGGCUUUCUGGAUGGAGUGUAUGCAUUUGAGUAUUACCCCAGCACCCCGGGGAAAUAUAGCAUCGCCAUCACAUGGGGGGGACACCACAUUCCAAAGAGCCCCUUUGAAGUUCAAGUUGGCCCUGAAGCAGGCAUGCAGAAAGUCCGUGCAUGGGGCCCUGGCCUCCAUGGCGGGGUUGUUGGGCGGUCGGCGGACUUCGUGGUAGAGUCCGUUGGUUCUGAGGUGGGGUCUCUGGGGUUUGCCAUUGAAGGCCCCUCCCAGGCAAAGAUUGAGUAUGAUGACCGAAACGACGGAUCGUGUGAUGUCAAGUACUGGCCCAAGGAGCCCGGUGAAUAUGCCGUUCACAUCAUGUGUGACGAUGAGGACAUCAGAGACAGUCCCUACAUGGCCUACAUCCACCCGGCCUCGGGAGAUUGCAACCCGGAUCUGGUUCAAGCAUACGGGCCAGGUUUGGAGAAAUCUGGGUGCAUUGUCAACAAUCUGGCCGAGUUCACCGUGGAUCCUAAGGAUGCCGGCAAAGCUCCCUUAAAGAUAUUUGCUCAGGACGGGGACGGCCAGCCCAUUGACAUCCAGAUGAAGAGCCGGAUGGAUGGCACCUACGCUUGCUCGUACACCCCGGUUAAGCCCAUCAAGCACACCAUUGCCGUGGUCUGGGGAGGUGUCAACGUCCCGCACAGCCCUUACAGGGUCAACAUCAGGCAGGGUAGCCAUCCCCAGAAGGUCAAAGUGUUUGGGCCAGGAGUGGAGAGAAGUGGGCUGAAGGCACACGAGCCUACUCACUUCACAGUGGACUGUACCGAGGCUGGCGAAGGUGAUGUCAGCGUUGGCAUUAAAUGUGAUGCCCGGGUGUUAAGCGACGAUGAGGAAGACGUGGAUUUUGACAUUAUUCACAACGCCAAUGACACGUUUACUGUCAAAUAUGUGCCUCCUGCCGCCGGGCGAUACACUAUCAAAGUUCUCUUUGCCUCUCAGGAAAUUCCCGCCAGCCCUUUCAGAGUCAAAGUCGACCCUUCCCACGACGCCAGCAAAGUGAAGGCAGAAGGCCCGGGGCUCAGCAAAGCAGGUGUGGAAAACGGGAAACCGACCCACUUCACUGUCUACACCAAAGGGGCCGGAAAAGCCCCCCUCAACGUGCAGUUCAGCAGCCCCCUUCCUGGCGACGCCGUGAAGGAUUUGGACAUCAUUGAUAAUUACGACUAUUCCCACACCGUUAAAUACACGCCCACGCAACAGGGCAGCAUGCAGGUUCUGGUUACAUACGGUGGCGAUCCCAUCCCUAAAAGCCCUUUCACGGUGGGCGUGGCCGCUCCGCUGGAUCUGAGCAGGAUAAAAAUUAAUGGGCUGGAAAACAGAGUCGAAGUUGGGAAGGAUCAGGAGUUCGCCAUUGACACCAGGGGAGCGGGAGGUCAGGGGAAGCUGGACGUGACGAUCCUGAGCCCCUCGAGGAAGGUUGUGCCGUGCCUGGUGGCGCCCAUGACGGGCCGGGAGAGCAGCACGGCCAAGUACAUUCCCCGGGAGGAGGGGCUGUAUGCUGUUGACGUGACCUACGAUGGACACCCCGUGCACGGGAGCCCUUACACGGUGGAGGCCUCGCUGCCGCCCGAUCCCACCAAGGUGAAGGCCCACGGUCCUGGCCUUGAAGGUGGUCUUGUGGGCAAGCCUGCCGAGUUCACCAUCGACACCAAAGGAGCUGGAACUGGAGGUUUGGGCCUAACCGUGGAAGGUCCUUGUGAGGCCAAAAUUGAAUGCUCGGACAAUGGCGACGGGACCUGCUCCGUCUCCUACCUCCCAACAAAGCCCGGAGAGUACUUCGUCAACAUCCUCUUUGAAGAAGUCCACAUACCUGGUUCUCCCUUCAAAGCCGACAUUGAAAUGCCGUUUGACCCCUCCAAAGUCGUGGCAUCGGGCCCAGGGCUGGAGCAUGGGAAAGUGGGCGAGGCAGGGCUGCUUAGCGUGGACUGUUCAGAAGCAGGGCCGGGGGCCCUGGGCCUGGAAGCCGUCUCGGACUCGGGGGCGAAAGCCGAAGUCUGUAUCGAGAACAACAAAGAUGGCACCUACGUGGUGACCUACGUGCCCCUGACCGCCGGCAUGUACACACUGACCAUGAAGUACGGCGGUGAGCUUGUACCGCACUUCCCCGCCAGGGUCAAGGUGGAGCCUGCCGUGGACACCAGCAGGGUCAAAGUCUUUGGGCCAGGAAUAGAAGGAAAAGAUGUGUUUCGGGAAGCCACCACCGACUUCACGGUCGACUCACGGCCCCUCACGCAGGUCGGAGGCGACCACAUCAAGGCCCAUAUUGCCAACCCCUCAGGGGCCUCCACCGAGUGUUUCGUCACAGACAAUGCUGAUGGGACCUACCAGCUGGAAUACACGCCCUUCGAGAAAGGCCUCCAUGUAGUGGAGGUGACAUAUGAUGAUGUGCCCAUCCCAAACAGUCCCUUUAAAGUGGCUGUAACUGAAGGCUGCCAGCCAUCUCGGGUUCAAGCUCAAGGACCUGGAUUGAAAGAGGCCUUUACCAACAAACCCAAUGUCUUUACUGUGGUUACCAGAGGGGCAGGAAUUGGGGGUCUUGGCAUAACUGUCGAGGGACCGUCGGAGUCAAAGAUAAACUGCAGAGACAACAAAGAUGGCAGUUGCAGUGCUGAGUACAUCCCCUUUGCUCCAGGGGAUUACGACGUGAAUAUCACAUAUGGAGGAGCCCACAUCCCUGGCAGCCCCUUCAGGGUUCCUGUGAAGGAUGUUGUGGACCCCAGCAAGGUCAAGAUCGCUGGCCCUGGGCUGGGCUCGGGUGUCCGAGCUCGUGUCUUGCAGUCCUUCACGGUGGACAGCAGCAAGGCCGGCCUGGCCCCACUGGAAGUGAGGGUCAUGGGCCCACGAGCUGAUGAGACGGAUUCCCAGUCAAGGCUCAGCCCCUUGAAAGCCAUGUCAGAGUUCUUUAAACGGGACCUGAAGGGUGACCUUAUGGAGACAGGUCUGGUGGAGCCGGUGAACGUGGUGGACAAUGGGGAUGGCACACACACAGUGACCUACACCCCGUCCCAGGAGGGGCCUUACAUGGUCUCUGUUAAAUAUGCUGAUGAGGAGAUCCCUCGUAGUCCCUUUAAGGUCAAGGUCCUUCCCACAUACGAUGCCAGCAAAGUGACCGCCAGUGGCCCUGGCCUCAGUACCUAUGGUGUGCCUGCCAGCCUGCCUGUGGAGUUUGCGAUCGAUGCCAGAGAUGCCGGGGAAGGCCUGCUUGCUGUUCAGAUAACGGACCAAGAGGGAAAACCCAAAAGAGCCAUUGUCCAUGAUAAUAAAGAUGGCACAUACGCUGUUACCUACAUCCCUGACAAGACUGGACGUUAUAUGAUUGGGGUCACCUACGGUGGGGAUGACAUCCCGUUGUCUCCCUACCGCAUCCGGGCCACACAGACGGGCGAUGCCAGCAAGUGCCUGGCCACAGGUCCUGGAAUCGCCUCCACUGUGAAAACUGGCGAGGAAGUGGGCUUUGUGGUAGAUGCCAAGACCGCCGGGAAAGGCAAAGUGACCUGCACGGUUCUGACCCCGGACGGCACUGAGGCUGAGGCUGAUGUCAUCGAGAAUGAGGAUGGCACCUAUGACAUUUUCUACACGGCCGCCAAGCCGGGCACCUAUGUCAUCUACGUGCGCUUUGGUGGCGUUGAUAUUCCCAACAGCCCGUUCACUGUCAUGGCCACAGAUGGGGAAGUCGCAGCUGUGGAGGAGGCACCGGUAAAUGCAUGUCCCCCCGGAUUCAGGCCCUGGGUAACUGAAGAGGCCUAUGUCCCAGUGAGUGACAUGAAUGGCCUGGGGUUUAAGCCUUUCGACUUGGUCAUUCCGUUUGCAGUCAGGAAAGGAGAAAUCACCGGAGAGGUCCACAUGCCUUCUGGGAAGACAGCCACACCUGAGAUUGUGGACAACAAGGAUGGCACGGUCACUGUCAGAUACGCUCCCACUGAGGUCGGCCUCCACGAGAUGCACAUCAAAUACAUGGGCAGCCACAUCCCUGAGAGCCCGCUCCAGUUCUACGUGAACUACCCCAACAGCGGGAGCGUUUCUGCAUAUGGCCCGGGCCUCGUGUACGGAGUGGCCAACAAAACCGCCACCUUCACCAUUGUCACCGAGGAUGCAGGAGAAGGUGGCCUGGACUUGGCUAUUGAGGGACCCUCAAAGGCGGAAAUCAGCUGCAUUGACAACAAAGAUGGGACAUGCACAGUGACCUACCUGCCCACCCUGCCAGGCGACUACAGCAUUCUGGUCAAGUACAAUGACAAACACAUCCCUGGCAGCCCCUUCACAGCCAAGAUCACAGACGACAGCAGACGGUGCUCUCAGGUGAAGCUGGGCUCUGCCGCCGACUUCCUGCUCGACAUCAGUGAGACUGACCUCAGCACCCUGACGGCCAGCAUCAAGGCCCCAUCCGGCCGCGACGAGCCCUGUCUCCUAAAGAGGCUGCCCAACAAUCACAUUGGCAUCUCCUUCAUCCCCCGGGAGGUGGGUGAACACCUGGUCAGCAUCAAGAAGAAUGGCAACCACGUGGCCAACAGCCCUGUGUCCAUCAUGGUGGUCCAGUCAGAGAUCGGGGAUGCCCGCAGAGCCAAAGUCUACGGCCGUGGCCUGUCGGAAGGCCGGACUUUCGAGAUGUCUGACUUCAUCGUGGACACGAGGGAUGCAGGUUAUGGUGGCAUCUCCUUGGCGGUGGAAGGCCCCAGUAAAGUGGACAUCCAGACAGAGGACCUGGAGGACGGCACUUGCAAGGUCUCCUACUUCCCCACCGUGCCUGGGGUUUACAUUGUCUCCACCAAAUUCGCCGACGAGCACGUGCCUGGGAGCCCCUUUACCGUGAAGAUCAGCGGGGAGGGAAGAGUCAAGGAGAGCAUCACCCGUACCAGUCGAGCCCCAUCUGUGGCCACUGUUGGGAGCAUCUGUGACCUGAACCUGAAGAUCCCAGAAAUCGACAGCAGUGACAUGUCGGCCCACGUCACCAGCCCCUCAGGCCGUGUGACCGAGGCAGAGAUUGUGCCUGUGGGAAAGAGCUCGCACUGUGUCCGGUUUGUGCCCCAGGAGAUGGGGGUUCACACCGUCAGCGUCAAGUACCGCGGCCAGCACGUCACCGGCAGCCCCUUCCAGUUCACCGUGGGGCCUCUGGGUGAGGGGGGCGCCCAGAAGGUCCGGGCAGGAGGCCCUGGCCUGGAGCGAGGAGAAGCAGGAGUCCCAGCUGAAUUCAGCAUCUGGACCCGGGAGGCAGGUGCCGGGGGCCUCUCCAUCGCUGUUGAGGGCCCCAGUAAGGCCGAGAUUACGUUUGAUGACCAUAAAAACGGAUCAUGUGGUGUGUCUUACAUUGCCCAAGAGCCUGGUAACUACGAGGUGUCUAUCAAGUUCAAUGAUGAGCACAUCCCAGAAAGUCCCUACCUGGUGCCGGUGAUCGCGCCCUCCGACGAUGCCCGCCGCCUCACUGUUCUGAGCCUUCAGGAAUCGGGAUUAAAAGUUAACCAGCCAGCCUCCUUUGCUAUAAGGUUGAAUGGGGCAAAAGGCAAGAUUGAUGCAAAGGUGCACAGCCCCUCUGGAGCCGUGGAGGAAUGCCACGUGUCUGAGCUGGAGCCAGAUAAGUAUGCUGUUCGCUUCAUCCCCCACGAGAAUGGUGUCCACACGAUCGACGUCAAGUUCAACGGGAGCCACGUGGUUGGAAGUCCCUUCAAAGUACGAGUCGGGGAACCCGGACAAGCGGGGAACCCUGCCCUGGUGUCCGCCUACGGCUCAGGGCUCGAGGGGGGCACCACAGGUAUCCAGUCUGAAUUUUUCAUCAACACCACCCGAGCAGGGCCAGGGACAUUGUCCGUCACCAUUGAAGGCCCGUCCAAGGUUAAAAUGGAUUGCCAGGAAACCCCCGAAGGGUACAAAGUCAUGUACACCCCCAUGGCUCCUGGAAGCUACCUAAUUGGCGUCAAAUAUGGCGGGCCCAACCACAUCGUGGGCAGCCCGUUCAAGGCCAAGGUGACAGGCCAACGUCUGGUCAGCCCUGGCUCGGCCAACGAGACCUCAUCCAUCCUGGUGGAGUCAGUGACCAGGUCCUCCACGGAGACCUGCUACAGCGCCAUCCCCAAGGCAUCCUCGGAUGCCAGCAAGGUGACCUCCAAGGGAGCGGGGCUCUCGAAGGCAUUUGUGGGCCAGAAGAGCUCCUUCCUGGUGGACUGCAGCAAAGCCGGUUCCAACAUGCUGCUGAUCGGGGUGCACGGGCCCACCACCCCCUGUGAAGAAGUCUCCAUGAAGCACGUGGGCAACCAGCAAUACAGUGUGACCUACAUCGUCAAGGAGAAGGGGGAUUACGUUCUGGCCGUGAAGUGGGGAGAGGAGCACAUCCCUGGCAGCCCCUUCCAUGUCACGGUGCCUUAAAACAGUUCUCAUCAAGUCCUGGGAGGCGUU